UGACCUUUGCUCUGAGCUUCCUGGUAACCCGGACGUUCCGUAAACUUGAGUCCGGAACCGAAAGCGCUGCUCAAAUGCCUUCUCGGAUUUCACUUUUUGAGCCUUUGCCUUCUGAGCACUCAGAAGGAAGUGCUGCCUGAGCUCAGUCCUGACUGUUCAAUUGAGGGUGGGGUGCCAGGUACCUUCUGGAGCUGCCAGCAGCCUGACACGGUCAAAAGAGAGAGAAAGGGAGGAAUAUCCUAGACUGCGAGGAUACCUGCUAAAGGCCCAGAGGCAAGGAAGAGCCUUGAGAGACUGAAUCACAUCUUGGUGAACCACUAUGGCGGACGAGGCCACCCGGCGUGUGGUCUCUGAGAUCCCGGUGCUGAAGACCAACGCCGGACCUCGAGAUCGGGAGUUGUGGGUGCAGAGACUCAAGGAGGAAUAUCAGUCUCUAAUCCGGUAUGUGGAGAACAACAAGAACGCGGACAAUGAUUGGUUCCGACUGGAGUCCAACAAGGAAGGGACUCGGUGGUUUGGAAAAUGCUGGUAUAUCCAUGACCUCCUCAAAUAUGAGUUUGACAUCGAGUUUGACAUUCCCAUUACAUACCCCACUACUGCUCCAGAAAUUGCAGUCCCUGAACUAGAUGGAAAAACAGCAAAGAUGUACAGGGGUGGCAAAAUAUGCCUAACGGAUCACUUUAAGCCUUUGUGGGCCAGGAACGUGCCUAAGUUUGGACUGGCUCAUCUCAUGGCUCUGGGGCUGGGCCCAUGGCUGGCAGUGGAAAUCCCUGAUCUGAUUCAGAAGGGAGUGAUACAGCAUAAAGAGAAAUGCAACCAAUGAAGUACCGAGCCACUGAGGCAGGACAGAGGGACCUUUGAUAGGUUAUAUUCCUGUUUUCCUGUGCAUCAUUCUUUUACUCAUGUAACUGCUUCCCCCAUACCCCUUCACCUAUAAUUGUUAUUGAGAAGCUGCAGCAGACACUGCUGAAAAAAAAAGUACAGUAUUGUUACCGAAUUUCUGAAUUGGGUUACACAGGAAGAGGAAAAACUAGGGCCUUGAAAAACCAAAGGGCAACUAAUAUCCCUUUCCCAGGUGGAAAAAUUUAAAAUCCUGGAGGGAUAGGUGGUGACUGAAAGUGGGUACAUAGUCUUUUUGGUUUGGGGUGGUAAUUCAUCAAUAAAAGCUGCUUCCUUCA
Messenger RNA from Phacochoerus africanus (Common warthog), 1178 nucleotides. It is a transcript of the gene UFC1, whose product is annotated as ubiquitin-fold modifier conjugating enzyme 1. Gene Ontology annotation, biological process: protein K69-linked ufmylation. Gene Ontology annotation, molecular function: UFM1 conjugating enzyme activity. The record is from RefSeq and is a predicted model, not a curated record. Gene Ontology annotation, cellular component: cytoplasm. The transcript has 8 exons. Lineage: Eukaryota; Metazoa; Chordata; Mammalia; Artiodactyla; Suidae. Bases 320 to 823 code for a protein of 167 amino acids.